Messenger RNA from Ambispora leptoticha, 957 nucleotides. The record is from the annotation of a GenBank genome assembly. NCBI's taxonomy places the organism in Eukaryota, Fungi, Glomeromycota, Glomeromycetes, Archaeosporales, Ambisporaceae.
AUGGAGACUUUAUUUCUACCAUUUUCCUUUUUCUCUGGCGAGUUUCUCGAGAAAAUUCCUAAAUUAAACAAUAUUACUGUUCAACCUUUGGAAGCGGUACAUGUUGGUAGUAGACCAAUCUCUCGUGCUCUUGUUGAACGUACAGCUUGGCAUAUAAAAAAAGAACGCAUGGAAAGUAAUAAGAAGGAUACACGUGGAAGUAAUAAAGUUGAAUCGGCUUUUGGAGAAUUUUUGAGAAUUGUUUACUUGGAGACGAGUACAGCUAAAAGAUCUAAGCAGAUCCAACCACUUAAAAGACCAAGAAAACCAAGUCAAAUCCCUAUUCGUGCAUGGAAUUACACAAGUCACCCCAGAAUAAACACUUCUCACUCGAAAAAAACAAUUCAACCGGUAGAAAUUAACAACAAAUGCAUUCAACAGUUAGACAACUUGACUAACAUGCCACUCUUACCGCCAAUAAACUUUACCAAGUGGCUCGAGGAGAACCAAGACAAACUCAAACCACCCGUAAACAAUUUCCUCAUUCAACGAGGAGACUUUAUAGUUAUGGCAAUUGGUGGUCCGAAUGCUCGUACUGACUACCACAUUAACCAGACAGAAGAAUGGUUCUAUCAGUAUAAAGGUGAUAUGCUACUUAAGGUGGUCGAAGGCAACGAGUUCAAGGAAAUUCCGAUCCAUGAGGGUGAUAUGUUCUUAUUACCUGGCAACACGCCACAUAGCCCUAUAAGAUUUGCCGAUACUGUUGGUAUCGUGAUAGAACGCAAACGUAGAUUGCAGGAGAUAGAUAUUCUCCAAUGGUACUGUGAAAAAUGUAAAAAUAUCGUAUAUCGCGAGUCGUUUCAUUGCUACGAUAUAGGCGUACAAUUAAAACCCAUUAUGGAUAAGUACGCUAAUAAUGUGAAUUUGAGGACUUGUCAUGAUUGUGGACAUGUAAAUUCGACAGUAAAUUAUUCAUAA